AUGCUUGAAACAGAGGCAAUUGAUUUCCAUAAUCACCUACCACCUUACCGGUCCUUGCUUAAUCCUAAUGCUAGGUAUGACUAUAGGACUCAUACAUUGAUACCCUUGAGUCAAAAUGAUUUGAAUUUCUUACAGUCAUUUUUUAGAAGUGGGGGCAGAUCAACACCAAUUUUUUCCUAUCUGCAAAAAUGGCUGUCACGGUCUAAUAAUGGCAGUUCCAGAGGCAAUAGUAGCAACAACAGUACCAGAAGUGGAAACAGAAACAGAAACGUAAACAUAUCUACAAACACAAAUGGUUCCACUAGACCGUCAUCAGUAAACUCAGCAACAUCAACUACAACUAAAACUACAACACCCUUCAUAUCUCCAUCAAAUGCAAAUGCUGUUGAUCCAAACUUAUUGCUGUCUGAUAUUACCGGUAGAAAUACCGAUCAACUAUCGGAUUCAUACAUUGAAAAUGCUAUUGCAUUGACUCCUGACUUAGGCAACCAGUACUUUCCACCACCAUCUGCAUCUUCCUCAUCUUCAACCACGUCAGCGACUUCAAACCAGCUAUCCCGUGGAAUCUAUAGGAGCAGCCAAGAUGCAUCUACAUCAACAACCUUUAAGAUGAAAUACAAAUCCUUGCUCAAUGACGUUGGACGCAGUAUUUCUAUGAGAUUGAGUAACAACAAUUUGCUUGCUGGUCUGACUCAUUCGUCUAGUAAUAACAACAGCAAUAACAACAGCAACGGUAUUGUUAAUAUAUCAAGAUCAAGCACAAUAUUAUCUUCAGCUGUUAAAAGAAAGUCACUGCCAUCAAUUACUAACAUCAGACAGAUGCCAGAAGAAAUAUUGGACUACAUCUUUUUCCUUGUUGAUUGCAAGUCUGAUUAUGCCAAUUGUCUCCUCACUUGCAAAUUAUUUUACCACACGGCCAAGCCUUAUUUUUACGAAAACUUGUCAUUCACUUCAACAUAUCGUUUCGCUCAAUUCGUUUCAUAUCUUCGGUUGAAUUCAAAUGUGGGCCAAUAUGUGAAAACAAUCGAUUUAUCUGGAGUCAAACCAGGCUACGAUGAAGACGCAGAAGAGGAUGACGAUCAAGUGGAGGAAGAACCAGAGCAUAUUAACGAAGAAGGUGAAAAUGUUCGAGUGAAUAACCGUGACAUGUAUCAACUUUCUAAAAAGAAAAUUUUAGCAGGCUGGAGGGAUUGGAAGUUUAAAAAUAACCCAUUGUAUACUGUCCACCCAUAUCCCGCGGGGCAUUUGACCAAGAUUUCUUCCAAUUCCCAAUUUCUGAUUUCAUCAAAUAGAUCAAAUUCCUCGCAAAAGUCAUCGUCGUCAAAAAGAUUCACCAAACCUUUCAAGUACUUCAAAACAAGAAAAAGAAGCAGAUCUUUUAGUGGUAAUCUCAAUUCACGAAAAGCACCGAAAUUGGAGACUUUGAAUUUGAAUAAUCGUCCCAAUGGUUAUCCUUCAACAAUGUCAAACCCGCAUCCCUUAAUUAACAAGUUUUUGCUCAAUUAUUCAACAUCAAAGGAUGUUCCCAUAGGAUAUGUGUUGCACUUGGUCAAUUUGUGUCCCAAUGUUUGCAGUUUGAAUUUUGGUGGAUUAUCAUUAUCCACUGAUUAUGAAAUUCUGAGAUCGUCCAUGUGCAAAUAUCAAACGUUUGAUUUGAUGAAUAACUAUCCAAAGGAUUUGCUUCACCGGAUUGAUAACAGUAUGAAGAAGGAUGAUUCGGAGGAGUUGGCAUCAUCAAUCGAAGCCUCAUUGCUAUACAAUCGCCACCAGGAGAAUCGGUUUUCAAGGAAUUUGGUCAAGUCGAACCAGUCAAAUGCAUCUACGGCUUCUUCGAUCUAUUCCGUCACAACCUUUUCAAAGCCAAUCCGUAAAUACAAUAGCUUGUUACCACCACUUCCGCCAACUUUGGCUGAUAUAUCGUAUGUCAAAAAGGGCGACCGCAGGGUUUACCUCUCAGACUUGAAUUUGAAAUCCAUCAACAAUGCAUAUUUAAGGAAGAUUGACGAAAGGGAGGUAUUGUUGGCCAUCACCAAAAUCCACGGAAAACAAGUGCAUUCUUAUAAAAUGCAACAACUCUUUGGCCUGAUUGAAGAGGAUGUGGCCGGAAAUUUACGGUAUAUAAACCUAUCAUCCAUGAUUUGGUUAAAUCGUGAUUUGAUUGAAAAAUUUCUCAAAAAAUUGCUUGUGAAAAGGUCUGAUGAAUUGGUCCCGUAUGGAUACUAUGCUGGUGCUGGUGCUGAUACAUUUGCCAACGAGAGUGACUCGGAGUUGGACUCGGAGUUGGACUUGAUUGAUUAUGAACACAACCCAGUAGCUUACAAGCAAGACUUGGUGGUUGACCUUUCAAACUCGGGGAUGUACAAGAAUUUGCUUUGGGCUAAAAGAAUAGAUUUGAAUACUGUUGAUGGGUGUAAAUUGGUGGACAAGAUCAUUCGGAACGAAUUGUUGCCCCCACAUGAAGAAUUUUUGAGAAGAGAAAGGUUAAGAAGAGGUCGAAUUGGGGAAAAUUAUCUAGCUUAA
Messenger RNA from Lodderomyces margitis, 2520 nucleotides. RefSeq lists its product as uncharacterized. Bases 1 to 2520 code for a protein of 839 amino acids. Gene Ontology annotation, molecular function: protein binding. Lineage: Eukaryota; Fungi; Ascomycota; Pichiomycetes; Serinales; Debaryomycetaceae. The transcript has a single exon. The record is from RefSeq and is a predicted model, not a curated record.